Messenger RNA from Chrysemys picta bellii (western painted turtle), 4763 nucleotides. The record is from RefSeq and is a predicted model, not a curated record. Lineage: Eukaryota; Metazoa; Chordata; Testudines; Emydidae.
UAUUGGAUUGAGCCUUUAGUUCUUACUAUACAACUUUAUUUUUGUGUUUUUAAGGUUUAAAAAGUGUGUGUUUGUUGGUUUUUGUUUGUUGAUUUCACUGAAGAAAGAUACCUGAACACUAUCUACCAUAUCUGCUAUCAAAUAUAUUUAGUUUGUAAGGAAAUUACUGUACACAUAGGUGGGAGAAAGGGUCCAUAAUUCAUAUCACUUUUUUAUCCUUCAAUUUUCAAGCUUAAUAUUUAUACAACAGGGCCACGUUAUUUCCUUGUUCCAUCUCUGGCCAGUGUCUCUCUCCUGUAUGUAAAUAAUAUCUCUAUGUAAUAUGAUGAGUAAGUUCCAGAGGAAGAAAUUUUAUUUGGACUUUCCCAGUUUGGUAUAUCACCUUCCUAAAGGUUAUGUUGCACCCAGGAAGGAAUGAGGUAGUGUAGGGAAUGCUACUUUGCUCUUUCCUUCCUUCUAUCUGACCAAUAGAACACAGAAGAAGGAAAUGGUAAAGAGCUUCAUGUUGAUAACUUUUACAAGUAUAAUGACCUCUCUAAAUGCUCACAAAAUGAGGCAAAUUUUUCACAACCACACAAAUUUUUCAUACAUUUGUGGAAUGGGCUUAAAUUUAUGUGAAUAUACAUUAGGCUGAUACCUCACCACCUUACUGCCUGGCUGGGAGGGUAGAACACGGAGUCCCUUCCGGAGCUGACAUUAGUAUCUCUCCAUGACUUCUAAGGAGCCAUGGCAUGCAAGGAUCCUACAUGUCCCUCACUCUGAAUGCAACAAGGCUCUGGUCCCACCAGCCUGGAACAUGAGAGUUCUGAGGUUGUUCCUAAACUAAAGUCCUCAAUCUGCAACUCAAAAGCCGGUCAUCAAAAUAUUCUUCCAUUUCUAAUGAUUUUUUUAUACUUCAAAUUUUUUUUUGAAAAGUUUAUUUAUAAUCUCAUUUUUUGAAUGUUUCUACAGUUUUGGAUUGUUUGAACUAUUUGCAUAAUGUACAACAUUCUAACCAUAUUUUUCCUUUUCAGGAAAGCAUAGAUUUGGGUGAAAUCAUGUUUUCCCUUUGCUAUUUACCUACUGCCGGACGAAUGACAUUAACAGUAAUCAAAUGUAGAAAUCUCAAAGCCAUGGAUGUAACUGGCGCUUCAGAUCCAUAUGUCAAAGUCUCAUUGAUGUGUGAGGGUCGAAGGCUAAAAAAGCGGAAAACAACUACAAAGAAAAACACACUUAACCCAGUUUAUAAUGAGGCUAUCAUCUUCGAUAUCCCUCCAGAGAAUGUGGACCAGGUCAGCCUCUCCAUUGCUGUGAUGGACUACGAUCGAGUAGGACACAAUGAGGUGAUCGGGGUGUGUAGGACAGGACUUGAUGCUGAAGGACUUGGAAGAGAUCACUGGAAUGAAAUGCUGGCUUACCCCCGUAAACCUAUUACUCAUUGGCAUCCAUUGGUAGAGUUACCUGGCCAGGCAACCAGUUUUGAUAGCCAGGGGUCUUGUUCAUCACCAAAACCACCACCUACACCCUAGGGCACAAGAAUGGAUUCAUCACAUCCAGUGUCCAAGCUCCAUGUCCAUCACACCUACAUUAACAGAAGGUUUGGCUUCCUCAGAUGAACUGUAUCCAUAUUUUUGUAUUAAAAUAGAUUUUCUUCCUGUUCUAAGUCUUAUAUUACAGUUUAUAAUAAUUUCUUAAGAAUGAAUUUCACUUGAGCCAAAAUACUCCUUCCUUAUGCAAAGAUAUUCAUUUUUCUCUCUGUCAUAAAGUAUUGUUUUGAUACAACCUAUUUCUUUGCAGAUGGAAGGAAAUCAGAGAAAAAAAUACAUAUAUACUAGCACUUGAAAACAAAUGGAGCUUAUGAUGCUAUUCCUUUUAAGGUAGCAAAAUUGUCAUAUACAGCACUUACUUUGUAACUUGCCUCUAAAUUAUAAAUUUUGCACUAAAUCGUAUAUGACCAUUAAAGAAAACCUUUACAGCUUUUGAUGUACUAGAAAAAGAUAAUUCUAACAACAUAAUGUCCAGUUUCUCUAUGAUUGUCUUGAAUGUUACUUUGCUCACUGUAGGCCUGCACCAGAGCCCACUGAAGUCAAUGGAAAGGAUCCUAUUGAAUUCAUUUGGUUUUAGUUCAGGUCCUAUGGACCAUAUCCUGCAAAUGAAUGCAUGCAGUUGAACCCUUACAACAAUCCUACUGACAUUAUGGAGACAACUAUGCAGUAUUUGAUAUCCAAGCUAUUUUGACUGGAUGCCUUGUUCGCAUGGGAUUGGUUCUGUUCUGUUCCUAUGAAUUCAAUAUGACUGGAUGAGUGUUUUUCUUAGAAUCAGGCUUCCAGUGACAAUACUUGUGAUUAUGAAUUUGAAAUUUGCCUUCUGUCAAUAUAGUGAGGUAAAAACUUAAAUGUUACUACUUCAUAGAACAUUCCUGCUAGUAAACUCAAGAAUAUUCAAGGAAAGAAAAUACAAAAUGAGCAUCAGUUAAAGCUAGUUGGUUAAAAAACUGAUUAAAUACUAGCACGUUACUUUGCAGUAUUGAUCCAAGUCUCAAUAAAACUCCAGUUUAGCUCAGUGAGAGAAUUUGUACUAAGUACAGACAGAGAAAAGGCUGCAGGAUUGGGCCCUGGGCUUUUAAAGGUGAGCUGCAAUAGGAAAAUUAAUUAGGGGUGUUCCCUUUUUUUUGUUUGUUUGUUUGCUUGCUUCUUUUUGACAUAUAAAGAAAGCCAGAAAGGUUUUAGUUUAAAAACAAUCCAAAAACAUUUGAAAAUUAGAAAUGUAUGUCCUGUUUAUGCAGAAAAACUCUGUAAUGAUGGGAGAACUACCAAAUUCUGACAUGACAGGAGUCAAGAGAAUGAAAAUUGAGAGGAGGGGAUUUUUACUCAGACUUAAAAAAAUCUUUUGGGUUUGGUUGGCUUUGUUAAUACCUAUUUUAUUUCAGUGACUAACAUUUUGGAUAAAUGAUUUAUUUAUAAAAAUCCAUCACCUCCAGCUUUUUAAUUAAGAUGUGAUAGCUCCCAGUAAACAUGCUCUGACUGAGAUGUCUAUCAUUUCCUCCAGAAAAACCACAGAAAGCUAGUCUUGACAUUCUAGUAAAAUGAAGCAUAAAAUAACUACAUACAUAAACACACAGGCCUUCUUUAUAUAUUACUGAAAACAAAAACAAAAAAAAGGGACCAAUGUUUGAAAAAAUUCUUUGAAAGUCAUCUUUGCUGAAUCCUAUAGAAACUGUUUCCUUCUAGAGAUUUGGUCCUCUUGUCCCAUGGUAUUUUAACCCUCAAGAUUGUAUUUUAAUAAAUAAAUAUAUAUACAUACAGCCUUGCAAAUUUUUACUCAUCCACUUGCCCUGGGCGAGUAAAUUUUUUAAACAGGGGAGUAAACUGUAAUUUGGUUUUCAUCACCAUCAUCAUCAUGAGAUUUUGUGCCUGGGCUUGUAAAUUUUCGUGAUAGUUUUGCAAGGCUGAUAUAGAGACAUACUUAUAUAUCUGGAGAUUCAAAAACUAUUUUGAGUAUACAUUUAUCUUAAUAUAAAGUAUUAUAGGAAAUGGGGGUUUGUGCCCUAAAAGUUACUAUUUUGUAAUGUGGUACUGUAACAGUUGACUGAAUAUUCUUUGCACUUUUUUGCAUCUAAUAUCCAAAAAAAGCUAACAAGUUCACAAUCAAAUGUAGCACUAGUGUUCAGUAAUGAACAACAUCUUGUUUAUAACUGUUUCAUCAUUUUCUAUUAAUAUCAUGUAUGUUUUAUUAUAAGUGGCAAGAUAUUUAAAUGAUCACUUUCUUGGAUUUAAAUUAUUAUCCAAAACCAAAGGAAUAAUAAUCCAGUUUGUGCCCUCUUUUUUUUUUUUGGUUCAGAAAAUUAUUAAUAAUGGCUUGUGUUUCCAAACUUGAUUUGUGGGUGCUCUGCCCCUCUGAAAAAACAGGCUGCUUAAUUGGUGCCUACAUAUGAAUUGAAAUGCUUAAAUUUAGGCAUCCAACUUUCAAAAAAAGUCUAGCUGUAGAUUAUAGAUGGUUUCUCAUAUCGUGCCCUUAUCAGUGAUGUAUUUAAGUAAUGUAAAGCGAUUUAUUUUUUCAUUGAUCCCUUGAGUAUUGAUCCUGCAAAGUUAAGCCUGUGCUUCAUUUACCAUGUGAGCAAUUUCAUUCUUUUCAAGGGGAGUUCUCACAAGUUAUGCAUGUGUGUAGCUUCUUGCAGGAUUUGGAGCCUUAGACUAUACCAUUUUUUCUGAAGACCAUCAUGUUUAGAAGUAUACACCUCGGUCAUAAAAGUUCACCCAGAGUGAAAACUUAGCAAAGAAAGUCUCAGUGAAUGAAUAAAUAACUUUUCCUUCCAGCUUUUAAGAAACAUAAUUGUGCUUAAUUUGUAGACAAGGUGCAAAAAAAUUGAAGAAAUGUUUUGAUUGCCUAUAUUUGCAUAUUCAAAACGUCAUAAAUAUUAUUUUGAUUUAAACAAAAUCAAAUUUAGCAAGUUGUGUUUGUAAAAUAUAUUCCAAUAACAUCUGGCAAUUUGAAAAACUCAUAUUUCUAAAAGCCUGAAUUUACGUUGAAUUGGCUGGGCACAGUAAUUAUUUUUCAUAAGAAUUUUUUUUGUACUACAGAAUUUUUAAUGCUUUUAGAACAGCAAACUCCACCGAUGUACUGUAUUUACAUGAUGGAUUAAGUGGCUCCAAAAAAGUUGUUCAGCUCUUAUAUAUACUAACAAUAAUACACUUUAAAAUGGAAAAGCCCAAAUGCAAAUUUCUCCCAUGAGCCACUCCGGUCUCUUGGGUAAAUAAUGAAGUGUUUUCCCACCAUACUAAUAA